Molecule: messenger RNA, 1386 nt
Organism: Somion occarium
Lineage: Eukaryota; Fungi; Basidiomycota; Agaricomycetes; Polyporales; Cerrenaceae
Source: the annotation of a GenBank genome assembly
CGGGAAAUCCUCAUAGUUUGAAUCCGUGUGUUGAACUCUCUCCAGCUGGAUUACUUACCUUUUUUCCUCGUCUCGCCAUGGCGUACAUUUUCACUUCUAUAAUACAAUGGCUCAGUGGCCUAUUCUUCUCGAAAACCGCGGAAAUCACGAUCGUUGGCUUGCAAGCUUCAGGGAAGACUUCACUCGUGAAUGUGAUUGGCACAGGUCAAUGGAGUGAGGAUGUCGUACCGACUGUAGCCUUUCAUUUUCGGAAAGUACGCAAGGGUAAUGUCACCAUGAAAAUAUGGGAUCUGGCGGGCCAGCCCAGGUAUAGGUCAAUAUGGGAACGGUACUGCAAUGGUGUUGACGCAGUCGUAUUCGUGGUUGACUCCGCCGAUAAAGAGAGAUUCGAAACCGUCCGCUUCGAAGUACAUCAACUAUUGGCGCAACCCAAUCUGAAAGGUGUUCCAUUACUGGUGCUUGGUAACAAAAAUGACAUUGAGGGACAUGCUACGGUCAAUGAGUUGAUCAAAGCACUGCAAUUGGACAAGAUCACGAAUAGGCCGGUAUCGGUGCGUCCAAUGGAGCACGGUGUUGUGAACGAGAUACUGACUACUAACUUCCCCCCAGUGUUACUCGUGUUCCAUGAAGAGUCAACACAACCUGUGAGUUCAGCCGUCCAUUCAGUGACGUCCACCUCAUAUCCGUCAUAUUUCCAGGGACAUUGUUCUCCAGUGGCUCGCUGGUCGAAGUCAUUGAAGCUUUAUCACUUCCUGAUCCUUAUUGUAUCUUGCAUUUUGUAUCAUAUACCUUGCACUUCUUUUUUGUUCACGGCUCUCGGGAUUGGAUUCCUAGGAUAUAGGGAACACACACGGAAUAAAUGUAAUACCCUCAAUCGGUGUCCAUGCUGUCCCCGCCUCCGCCCUCUCUCGCUUGAUCUUGAAUAGCCCUCAAGAAAGCUUCCACGCCUGUCCCAGCUUCCUCGGGCAGACCCAAUCCUCGUACUAGGCCACCUAAGAGUCCAGUCCUCAAUGCUUGGUCGAAGUUACGAACGGCAGCUCGGAAUUGUGGUGAACUGAUUACUUGUUGGAUAGUUUGUGGGGUAGGCGGUGAAGGUAGGUCAGGAGGAAGGUGAGGGAAAAGUGUUUGUAUAAGCUCGGGGUGAGAGGUGAACAGUGGUGUGAGAUUCGCGGGGGUGAGGACGUCUGUGAGGGAGAGUUCUACAACUGCAACAUCAUUAAUAUUGUGGAAGGAUUGAUGUGCGAAGGGCGAAUUCUAACCUGGGGGUACAUUAGCUCCCGCUCCGCUUGAUUCAAUCAUAGAUUGGAACUGGUUCAGUUGUUCUUGAGUGAAUUGGAAGCCUGGUUGGCCUGGCUGAGCUGGUUGACUGGGUUGUGCAGGCUGCGC